AAAUUCUUAAGUUGAGAUCAAAGUUCCUUAAUUUGCUAAGGAUUUCUGAGAAAAAAAGCCAAAAAAACCUUUAAAUUUUCUAUUCUUUUCAAAAAUAAUUUUAUUCAACCAACGGCAUCCUCCCCCUCGAAAAAUUACACCCCUGGUGCUAAGCUAAGCUCAGUUAAACUGUCAUAAAUAAAUUUGCCAAGUGAAAUUUGUUUAAACAACUGAAUAUUACUUCGACUUUGGUCAGCAAACAUAUUUAAUUUUAAAAUUUUGGAAUUAAAUUUCUGAAGUGCUUACAUCUUUUUAAAAUAUAACUAUACGUAACAAAAAUUGGAAUCAAUAUUUUUUUAGUACGCACUUGUCGCUCGUUUAAUCAGCAUUAGUUUUAUUUAAAUAAAUUUUUUAAAAUAUGUCUACAAUUUCAUGGGAUGAAAGAAAUGCAAUUGUUCGUUCCUGGGCAUUUACAACACCAUAUCCAAUUUUCUCAGUAUUUGCCAUCUACUUGUGGAUUGUUUAUAAAGCUGGUCCAAAAUUCAUGCAAAAUCGGAAACCCUACAACUUAACUUGCGUUACAAGACUUUAUAAUAUUUAUCAAAUUGUUGCGUGCCUGUGUGCUACUGUGAAAGCAUUUGAAUAUGGAUUUUCGUUUAAGCAUUUGUGGAAAUGUUUUGAUGAGCCCAAAUAUGUUGGAUAUCUGGAUGAAAAUGAUAUGAACAUAAAUUUUUAUUUAUGGUGGUUUAUUGUACUUCGACUGUCUGAAUUUUUGGAAACAAUAUUUUUCAUAUUAAGAAAAAAAUUCAAUCAAGUUUCAAUCCUGCAUGUUUAUCAUCAUAUUAGCGUUCCAUUUCUUCUUUGGAUUUUCAUGAUCAACAGUGGUGGAAGAAUGGAAUUGUACCUCGCAAUUCUGAAUUCUGUUGUGCACGUGGUGAUGUAUGGAUAUUACUUCUUAAGUUCAUUCCAAAAGUAUCAAAAAUACACAAUUUUCGCUAAACCUUUCAUCACUGCCAUUCAAAUUGCCCAACUUUCUGUAUUACUCAUUCAUUCUGUAGUUGCAUUACUUCCUGGAUGUAACGCAUCUUGGCUUUUCAUUUUUCAGGUUAUUAAUUUUUUAAUUUUGAUUUUUAUGUUUUUAAAAUUUUAUUUUAAAUCCUAUUUGAAGUCCACAAAGUUAUAAAUUAUUGAAAUUUCUUCAAAAUUUUGAUUGUGAUGGUUCAAUUAUUAAAUACAGCAAUUAAUGAGCAAAAUUAAAAUAAUUUGAAGG
Messenger RNA from Chironomus riparius, 1249 nucleotides. NCBI's taxonomy places the organism in Eukaryota, Metazoa, Arthropoda, Insecta, Diptera, Chironomidae. The record is from the annotation of a GenBank genome assembly.